Molecule: messenger RNA, 2064 nt
Organism: Cyprinus carpio (common carp)
Lineage: Eukaryota; Metazoa; Chordata; Actinopteri; Cypriniformes; Cyprinidae
Product: protein ARK2N-like
Biological process (GO): ubiquitin-dependent protein catabolic process
Molecular function (GO): ubiquitin protein ligase activity
Source: RefSeq, a predicted model, not a curated record
GCGCUCUUAACACUGCGUUCUUCCAUUUUGAGCCUCUUCUGCAGUUUUGUCCAAAACCUACUUUCGGUUUAAUUAAUGCACGCGUUUAUACAUGCAUAAAUGCGGGUUAUAUCCACGCGACGUGCAGAUGUACCGGUUAAAGUGCGGAUCCAGACUGAAAGUGUUACAGCAACAGUGUGUCGCAGGACGAGUGUUUGUGCUGCAGUGUCUGUAUUUGCAUAGUGCAAUAUUUAUUUUGUUUUCGCUUGUUUUACUUUUUCCCCCCCAGUUCUGUAAUUUUUUUAAGAGACGUAUUCCGUUCAUUUCUUUCACGGAUGCAUUGAGUUGCGUUGAAUCGCAUGCACGCUCAAUGCUUUAUAAACCGAUUCUGGGAUUUUGAGGAAGUAUGCAUUGAUGUUUAUACAUUGCAACUAAGAGCGUGUGAAGCUGCGGGCUGUUGCAUGCGACUCGCUCGAUCUUCAUGCAUGAGGGAUGUUUCAGGGCUCCUGCGCGAGGAGCCAAGUUAGUCAUGCUGUGGAAACUCGUAUUAAAAUGAUCAUGGUCAACUGCCCCCGUUUAUCGCCAAUCAACUGCCACUUCAGAGACUCCGCCCCUGGCCCCGCCCUCCAGAGAUGACUGAUGCCCAGAAGGCCAAUGAGCUCCCUGAAUGCCCCACAGAGGGUGGGGCCACAACAGAGGAGCAGGACAUGCCCCUGAGACAAGAGACCACGCCCACCAGCUCGCCAACAUGCGAGGAACCAAUCAGCUCACAGAGUCCUGACAAACAGCCCGCCCCCGGCCUGCUCUCCAUGCCGUGCUUACUAAACGAGCUUCACAGAGACUCCGCCCCCAGUCAGCCGCAGGAAACAGACCCGCCUCCGGCUGCCACCCAGUCCUGCGCGCAGGAAGACAGCGACUCCUCCGUCUGCCUGCGGUCGCCUUCCUCCUCUGGUCACCUGGGAGACUCCGACACACUUUCGUCGGCGGAAGAAGCGCCGGCGCCCGUUCAGACGGCCGGCAGGAAGUCGCGGCGCUCGCAUUCUGAGAGCGACAUGUCCCCCGUGGCAAUGGCGGCCAAGAAGAACCGCUGCCACGAGAAGCAGUUGAAUGGGCGCGUGCGCGUCAGGGGCCCACGCAGCCAGCAGCAGAAGCAGCGCAUGCGACAGCUGCGGCAGAAACGUGAGGCGGCGGCGAGACGCAAACCUGACGUUCUUCAGGACAGCAGCACCAGCGACAGUGACAUCACAGCUCACUCGUCCUCAUCCUCGCCACUAACGGCUUCGUCCGACAACGAUGGAGAGCCGAUCAACUCUCACGCACCAGCUGGCCAUCGCCGAGCCGACGCUUCCGGAGCAUCAGCACGUGGGCGGGGCCAACUCGACAUGGGCGUGGCCAGCGGAACCCUGGGCGGAGUCUUGGAGGAAGCUCUUACACGAUUCGCCGCGAUGCAGAGACAGACCGAGGAGCGCUUUCGUGUGUGGAUGGACAGACUGACCCGCCUGCAUUCAGACGAUGACCUUUCAUCCAGUGAAAAUCAAGAGGGGCGGAGCCACGUUAGCUCGUUCCUGCCGUCGUCGGAGUCGCAGGAGACGCUGGCAGCCUAUCAGAUGGCUCGACUCAGCGCCAUCACGGUUCCACCACCUCAGACUGCUGGUGUCAAUGGAAGCGCAGAGCCGCCUGAACCGAACAUUUAAAGAACACUGACGCAACACAACUGUGCCGACUCAAUUCGACCGCUGAAGUGGAGGCUUAGGACAGUGCACAAACUUUCUCUUUAUCUCCUACUAAAUUCAUCUUCAUUCUGGCUUCCACAUCUAUCUCUUUCUCUCUAUUAAAGGAUCAGUUUUCCUACAAAUGAAACAUUUACUCAUCCUCAUGCCUUUCUGAACCCAUUUGGCUUUCUUGCAUGCAACACAAAAUGUGAAUUUUUUUUUUUUUUUCAAGGAAUAUUGAGGUAAUUUGAUGAAAGUGAACAAGAAACUGAGGCUGUCAAGCUCCAGGCAGUGUUAUUUUAGUAUCAUACUAUUCUAGUGUUAUAUGAUUCUAUUAUAGUUUUUAUGCAGUUUUGAAUAAGGUUUUAAUUUU